Radiomyces spectabilis is the source of this 3306-nucleotide messenger RNA. RefSeq lists its product as uncharacterized. Gene Ontology annotation, molecular function: lipid binding. The record is from RefSeq and is a predicted model, not a curated record. The coding region runs from base 1 to 3306 and encodes 1101 amino acids. The transcript has 10 exons. Lineage: Eukaryota; Fungi; Mucoromycota; Mucoromycetes; Mucorales; Radiomycetaceae.
AUGAUCGACGAGGGACGUCCAGUUCAAGCCGCAGCUCAAGGGGCGGUUGUGUGGAAUGCGCCAGACAAACCAGAUAAUCGCCAAAAAGAAACCGAACGAGAAAACAAUAACACAACAUCGAUAUUCAACAUCACAGACGAAACUGGCAAUCCUGACCUGAAGCAAGUACCAAACAAUACCCUCGACGCUUCGGGACACGUUUACCAGGCUUCCGAAAGUUCAAGCGACCAGUCAACCGAUCACACCAGCGAUCAUUCCAAUCGUCAUUCCAACAUUAGCAAUGACCAAAAGGACAGUUUUGAGGAAGCAUUUCCUAAUACGAAUGCCUAUGCGGGCGGGGAAACUGGGGAAAACCGUAUUAAAGAACGCACGGAUGAUGCCGAAUUAAAGUCAGAAAAUCCUGACCCCACCGACCCGCUGGCAAAGGAUCGAGAAUUUCGUCAGCUGCAUCUGAAUACAAACGUCCACGAAGAUAAAGAUAACAACAGUGAUACCACAGGAUCACCAAAACGCAGCCCGAAACUGUCCUAUCCUUUACCUCUCGAACCAACCGACCCCGAUACACUCAUUAAAGGCUUGGAGCUGAACGCUCUCAAAUACAUUGUCGUAGCAUGCUUUGUUUGCUAUCUGUGUGGUCGAUUCCGAUUUGGCAUCUUUUUCGGACUCCUUACUAUUGCAGGAGGUGCUAUGGCUUUCUGGAUUCUAGGUCAGGAAACAAAGAAAGGCUUAGAAUGGCAAUUGGAAAAGCAAGAAGGCAUGAGAACCUUAUAUACUUCUGAAGGCGAAUCAGUGGAAUGGCUCAACUAUAUUGCUGAAAAGAUCUGGCGUAGCAUCGAUCCCCAGAUUUUUGCGCUAGUCGAAGAUAUCUUGGAAGACACAUUGCAAAGUGUUGCACCUAGCUUUAUCAAAGCCAUUAAAGUCACCGAUUUCGAUAUCGGUGUUCAGGCGCCUCGUAUUCAAAUCAUUCGUGUCUUUCCUCCCUUGCCAGGCCAACCCGAAGAGAGUAUUUUUGGUGAGGCGGCAUUCAGCUUCCAUGCGGAUCCCGUGGCUUCCUUGACAACCAAACGUGGCAUUACGGCAACUCCUCCAGGCAUUGGAAUCCGGUUUCAAACGGCCAUUAAUGCUCCCAUUGAUAUCAAGGCCGAAUUGACAGCCGUGUCAGGAAAAUUACGGUUCAAAAUUUUGACUUCGCCAGAACUUCCAUUCAUUUCCAAGGUGACCAUUGCUUUCACCAGUGUUCCUACCAUUGAAACCGGCGUGAUGCCCUUGACAAAGCAUUUAAAUAUCAUGAAUUUGCCGAUGAUCAAAGCCAUUGUCAAUGAAGGUGUCAAGCUCGGUUUUGCGGAUCUGGUCGAUCCAAAGAGCAUGACCAUCGAUAUUCGCACGCUGAUCGGAGCUGCAAAUCAGGAUACAAGUGCCAUCGGUGUGGUCAAGGUUGAAAUUAGAGAAGCUUACAGAGAUGCUUCUAUUGACUUCCAAGAUAUGCAAGAUUCGUACGCAACAUUGGCUCUUAGCAACCAGCCGAAGCGUAGCAUGUCGAGUAGUCGUGUAUUGACCAAUGAUAAGGAUCCUCGAUGGAAUGAAAACCUUUACAUCUUGGUGCAUGAAGAUGAUAUCGUUUCGGAGACCAAGGUGGAUGUCAAAGUGUGGGACGCUGACAAGAUUAAAUUCGAUGAUCUCUGGGGUUCUAUUUCCAUUUCGGUCAAGGAAAUCGUCCAAGGCCAAGUGGACAAACUUGGCAAUGUAUCAGACUGGUGUAAGGAAGAACGCGUUAUUUUUGAUGGCUGGGCCCCGAUCGACGGCAAAGACGAGAAGGAGUCAAAAGUGAAACUUAAUUUCAAGAUGAGUUUCCAUCCAAAGUAUGCCACCCGUAAACCCGAUCUUUUAUCCGGCGCUACAAAGAAGGUAUCCGAGAUGACGGAAGAGCCCGAUGAGGAAGCCGAGGAGGACAUUCGCGUUUCUCCUCAUCAUACCAAUGGUAUUCUCUCGGUGCAAAUCCAUCAAGCAGUGGACCUAGAAAUCGGAGAUCCCGAGGUUUUGCCUGCCGACGAAUUGAAGCAUCCUUACAAUCCAAACAAUGUCGUGAGUCCCUAUGCUGUGCUUUAUAUCAAUGAUAGAAAGGUGUAUCGCACUCGAGCCAAAUUACGCAACCCAAGUCCCCAUUGGAAUGCUCUCACAGAACACUUUAUCAAGAACUAUGACGAUGCUUAUGUUCGCAUCUCGAUCAAGAACUCCAUGGAACUGGAACGCGAUCCCGUAUUGGGAACGAAGACACUCAAACUUUCUGAAAUCUUUGCCGACCAAGAUGCCAAAUUCAAGGAAUCACAAAAAUGGAUCGCUCUGGCCAACGGUAUUGGCUUUGGCAAAGUUCUUGUGACCCUGAAAUACAAGCCUGUCAAACUGACUCUGCCACGUAAUCUGCAAGGUGCAGAUGUUGGGACGCUCAUCAUUGAUCAUGUCCGUCUGGAGGAUCUUCAAUCACCCUUUGACUCAAAAUACGCGUCAUCGACAAAGGCAGCUCUUUCUCUCAAUGUGGAUCCUGUUAUUACCCGACGUUUGAAGGCCAAGGACCUUCAGACGCACCAGACAGCUGACGGCAAAACGGUAUACGCAUGGGACGGCAAACGCUUCUAUUUCCCGUUGAUGAUGCGCUACCGAACGGCAUUGUAUGCUCACAUCAGUCAAGGCACCAUGACCAGCAACAAGGCCACGGGUCGCUACUGGCUUAAGGAAGCGGUGGACAAUGAAUGGAUGGACAUUGUGAUUGGCCUGCAAGAUCAUUUGUCGGAACAAGGCAAAGAAGCCAACCGCAACGAAGACGAUUGGCCCACGGAAGGCAAAUUCGGCAAAAUUAUCAUCCGAGCUAAAAUCAUCCCCGGAUUUUCCCCUGUGCACACCCAUUUGCAUACCUUUAACCAGGAUAUGGUGGGCGCCGAUCCUUUCCAUGACGCGCGACUCAAAGCCAAAGCUCAAAAGUGGAUCCGUGACCAAUCCAACGAAGACGAUAACGAAGAAGAAAAUUCCUUGCAAGACCAAGACAUUGAGGUGCAGGCCGCUGUUCAUUCCGAGAAGGAGAAGCGACGUACCUCUGGAAGUUCCGCGGAAACGGAAGACGACGCCGAAGAAGAGGAUGCUGAAUAUCUUACCGAGAUGGGCGAUCAGUAUAAGAAUUCUAAAAUCAGCAAACAUCGUGUGAUUCGUAAAUUGGCGUGGAGCACCGAUGUCGUCAAGAACAAGGUCGAGGCACUCCGCGAAGGAUUCAACUCGGAAACACGAGCCAGUCGUUCUGUAGCCAAAGAAGUAUGA